This is a messenger RNA of Eucalyptus grandis, 1211 nucleotides long. RefSeq names its product geranylgeranyl transferase type-1 subunit beta. Gene Ontology annotation, cellular component: CAAX-protein geranylgeranyltransferase complex. Gene Ontology annotation, biological process: protein geranylgeranylation. Bases 81 to 1211 code for a protein of 376 amino acids. NCBI's taxonomy places the organism in Eukaryota, Viridiplantae, Streptophyta, Magnoliopsida, Myrtales, Myrtaceae. The record is from RefSeq and is a predicted model, not a curated record. Gene Ontology annotation, molecular function: CAAX-protein geranylgeranyltransferase activity. The transcript has 11 exons.
UGCUCGAGGCAACGGUCUCUGUUUCGUCUCGGGAGAGUAAAGUCUCUCUGUCUCUCUCUCUCUCUCUCCGAGCGUCCGCCAUGGAGGAUGAUCGAGAUCGGGGGCUUCUUUACGAUUCAGAUCCGCCGUCUCCAUCGCUCUCCCCGCCACUCUCCCCGACGCGGCCGUUCGCGCUUACCUUCUUCGACAGGGAGAGGCACGUGACGUUCCUGGAGAUGAUGUACCACAUGCUCCCUCGCCCCUACCAGUCGCAGGAGAUCAACCACCUCACCCUCGCCUACUUCGUCAUCUCCGGCCUCGACAUCCUCGACGCCCUCGAUCGCGUACACAAAGAUGCGGUUGCUGACUGGGUUUUAUCUUUCCAAGCUCAUCCGAGGAGUAAAGCUGAUCUAGACAAUGGACAAUUUUAUGGGUUUCAUGGUUCCAGAAGCUCACAGUUCCCUUCAAAAGAUAAUGCGAUUUUUACUCCAAAUGGAAGUCAUUUGGCAAGCACAUACUCUGCCCUGGCAAUACUGAAAAUUGUUGGCUACAAUUUAUCUAACAUUGAUUCUGAAUCCAUGUUAACAUCAAUGAGAAAUCUUCAACAGUCUGAUGGAAGCUUUAUGCCCAUUCAUAUUGGGGCAGAAAGAGAUCUUCGGUUUUUAUAUUGUGCUGCGGCCAUUUGCUUUAUGUUGAAUAACUGGAAUGGCAUGGACAGGGAGAAAGCUAAAGAGUAUAUAUUAAAUUGUCAGUCAUAUGAUGGCGGCUUUGGGUUGAGUCCAGGCUCAGAAUCUCAUGGUGGUGCUGCAUAUUGUGCCAUCGCAUCUCUGCGAUUGAUGGGAUUCAUUGGAGAUGAUUGUUUGUCUAAUGCAUCUGCACCCAGUUCAAAAGCGAACAUACGGUCGCUACUCGAUUGGAGCUUGCAGAGGCAGUUUGCUGAUGGUGGAAUUCAAGGUAGACCCAAUAAGCCUAGUGAUACAUGUUAUGCCUUCUGGAUUGGAGCAACAAUGGGGAUUCUAGGGGCAAACAAAUUUAUUGAUGAGAUGGCAUUGAGAAGCUUUCUAUUGACUUGCCAAUCUGAGUAUGGUGGGUUCGCUAAGUCCCCCGGAGUGCUACCAGAUCUGUAUCACUCUUACUAUGGAUUGGCUGCAUUCAGUAUCCUGGGUGAAGCUGGACUAAAGCCACUCUGUCUGGAACUUGGAGUGACAGAAGCUGCUGCAACGGGUCUCUGA